CAUACUGAAAGCCCAAAAUCAUCGCUCUCGGUAGAGUCUGUCUCUUCGUUUGUUUUUACCGGCGUCGGAUCUCGCCGAAACCUCCUCCGUGUAACUCUUCAUCUGUAAGUCUCGACCACUAUCAUUAGCUCCUUUCACGUCAUUAAUCUAAUCUCUCCCUCGUUGCCGGAGCAUGAAUCCGGCGAGUUACCAGCCUCCGUUCCACUGGGCUCCGAUGCGACCUCCGGAUCCACCUCGCUGCGGUGCGUUCUGGAACACCAAGAACAUAACCGAUCAGCUAAAACAGCUCCAAGAUACAAUCCGCCUCGCAAAAUCAAUGGAGAAGGAACUAGAUGCAUUGAGGAUGAUCAAAGAUGGUAAAGAUUCGAUGGAAACUGUGGAGGGAGAGUCAGGGGUAGAGUGUUUGAGGAGAUAUGUAGAAAGUGUGAAGAUUGAUUUGGAAGAGCAGGAGAAGCUUUCGGUGGAAGCUGCUAACUCCUUGAUGUCUACGUUAAGAGCACAGCUUGAGCCUUUUAGGUUUGUUGUUGACGAGAGUUCUCCAUGGGAGGAGAAGUCUGCAGUGGCGAGAUUGAGUUGUAGGAUGAAGAAGUCUAAAAGGAACAAACUUUGGAAGAAGAAGAAGAGACGGUGCGUUGCAGAGAUGCGUGCUAAGGAGCCUGAAAGAUUUGAACAAGCUGAUCGAGAGGCUGAUGAGUGGAGGGAAAAUGAAGAAGUCUAAAAGGAACAAACUUUGGAAGAAGAAGAAGAGACGUUGUGUUGCAGAGAUGCGAGCUAAGGAGCCUGAAAGAUUUGAACAAGCUGAUCGAGAGGCUGAUGAGUGGAGGGAAAAGGAAAUGGCCAAGGACAUGGCUAACAGAAAGGUUGAUGAGAUGAAGGCUAUUGAGAAGGUCAAGGCGAAACGAGAGCGAAGGAGAUUAGAACCCGAGGUGAGACUUAUAAUGCUAUCUUAGACAUUAUAGUGGUAA
Brassica oleracea var. oleracea is the source of this 965-nucleotide messenger RNA. RefSeq names its product U11/U12 small nuclear ribonucleoprotein 59 kDa protein. The transcript has 5 exons. The record is from RefSeq and is a predicted model, not a curated record. The coding region runs from base 690 to 950 and encodes 86 amino acids. Lineage: Eukaryota; Viridiplantae; Streptophyta; Magnoliopsida; Brassicales; Brassicaceae.